Molecule: messenger RNA, 4251 nt
Organism: Mustela erminea (ermine)
Lineage: Eukaryota; Metazoa; Chordata; Mammalia; Carnivora; Mustelidae
Product: zinc finger protein OZF-like
Exons: 3
Coding region: 136-1842 (568 amino acids)
Biological process (GO): regulation of transcription by RNA polymerase II
Molecular function (GO): RNA polymerase II cis-regulatory region sequence-specific DNA binding; DNA-binding transcription factor activity
Source: RefSeq, a predicted model, not a curated record
CAAAGGCAGACACUGAACCGACUGAGCCACCCAGGCAUCCCUGGAUCAAUUUCAUUUGAGGAUGUGACUAUAAACUUUACGCAGGAGGAAUGGGGUCAACUGGACCCCGAUCAGAGGACCUUGUACAGGGAUGUGAUGCUGGAGAACUAUAACAUCUUUCUCUCGCUAGAAGAAUUGAAAGUUGAUGGCAUAAUAGAGAGCAAAGAAAACCAAGACAAACAUUUAUGGCAACAUGCAUUUAUCAAUAACAAAAAAGUGACUACAGAGAAAGAGAAUGUGUUAAGGAAAACACUUAAUCUGUGCAUAGACUUUAUUCCUUCCAUAAAAUUGCCACGUAAAUAUAAUCUAGAUGGAAUUGGUUCAGAAAAUAUGUCAGAGUUAACCAUUAAUAAAAGCUAUUCGGGAAAGAAAUCUGAUGAUGGCAAUGGUUACAAGAAAUUGCUUCCUGAUAUUAAUCAUGAAAAAACUCAUACUAGAGAGAAGUUUGAUGAAUUUGAUAAAAAUGAGAGCAUCUUCUAUCAUAAUGAGAAUUUUAUUCAGCAACAAAAGAUUCACACUGUGGAACAACUGCCUGAAUAUAAUGAUUGCAUUAAAACCUCCCACAGUAAUGCUCUCUUGAUUACACAUAAGAAAAUUCACACAGGAGAGAAAUUAUGUGAUUAUAAUAAACGUCAGAAAACUUUCAGGAGUGAGUCAAACCACAUGCUACGUCAGAUAACUUACUCAAGGAAGAGUCACUAUAAAUUCAGUGAAUGUGGGGAAAGCUGUGAAAAGUCAGUCCUUUGGAAGAAACAUCCUAGAAUUCACAUGGGUGAAGAAUGUGAGAAAUACCACGAGUGUGAUGUAUGUGGGAAAACCUUCCUCCGGAAGUCAAACCUCACAAUACAUCACAGAAUACACACAGGAGAAAAACCAUAUAAAUGUAAUGAAUGUGGGAAAUCCUUUUACCAGAAGUCAACCCUCACUGUACAUCAAAGAACUCAUACAGGAGAGAGACCCUAUGAAUGUGUUAAAUGUGGGAAAAAAUUCUACCAGAACUCAGCCCUCCAUCAGCAUCAAAGAACACACACAGGGGAGAAGCCUUACAAAUGUAGUGAAUGUGGAAAAUCUUUCUCCCAAAAGUCAGACCUGACUGUGCAUCAAAGCUCUCACACAGGAGAAAAACCUUAUAAAUGUAAUAAAUGUGACAAGUCCUUUAGUAUAAAGUCAAAACUCACUGUACACCAGAGAAUACACUCAGGGGAGAAGCCCUAUGAAUGUAGCAACUGUGGGAAGAUGUAUCAUAUGAAGUCAACCCUCAUUAAGCAUCAAAGACUACACACAGGGCAGAAGAUAUACGAAUGCAGUGAAUGUAGGAAGACCUUCUGUGGGAAGUCGGUCCUCCUUAAACAUCAGAGAAUUCAUACAGGGGAGAAACCUUACGAGUGUGUAGAAUGUAGGAAGACCUUUUCUGAGAAGUCAACCCUCAGUAAACAUCAGAGGAUUCAUACUGGAGAGAAACCGUUUGAAUGUAACAAAUGCGGGAAGUCUUUCUGCCAAAAGUCACAGCUCAUUGAACAUCAGAGAAUUCAUACAGGGGAGAAGCCCUUUGAAUGUAAAGAAUGUAGGAGAACAUUUUGCCAGAGGGCAUCCCUCAAUGUACAUCAGAGAACACACACAGGAGAGAGGCCCUAUGAAUGUAACGAAUGUGGAAAAUCUUUUUAUGAUAGUUCGACCCUCACUAAACAUAAGAGGAUUCAUUCAGGGGAGAAACCCUAUGAAUGUAAUGAAUGUGGGAAGACCUUCAGCCACAAAGCAACUCUCACCACACAUCAGAGAAUACACAAAAGAAAAACACUGUAAAGAUGGAUGGUGAAACCGUCUUGCUUUAACUCAGAACUGUUGGCCUGACAGAAAGUAUAUCCAGGGAGGUAACCCUAUGGUUGUAAUGAAUGUUGGAAGUCCUACCAGAAGUCAGCCUUCAGUUUACAUCAUAGACCAUACAGGGGAGAUACCCGGCAGUGUUUUUACCAAACUCGGCAGAGAGCAAGUAGGAUGAUGUGCAUGAGAUCUGGCCAGUGGGCUGUGAGUGUAAUGAUGUAAUUCACUUCUGGUCUGACACUUAAUGGUCUCCAUGGCAAUUCUUUGUAUUCUAUGCUCUCUAUGGAGUAGGAUGUAGGGUGCUUUCUGUUGAGAGGUCAGCACUCACUGUGUGUUGGUGAACUCACACAAGAGUAGAAAUCUCUGUCAACAUCUUGGUGUUUAGAAACCUAAUCCACAAGUGAAACUUACUGUAACUGGAGAAAUCAGAGUUAAGAAAUCUUGAGAUUGCAACAAAUUUUAAAAAGCCUUUACCAAAAGGUAUUUUCUCCUUGAACCUCAGGUAAACUAAUAGACUGAAACCAUGUAAGCACAUGGUUUUCUGAAAGCUUACAGCAAAACAUAUUGUAUUUCAGAGAAUUAUUAUUGAGGGAAACUGGAUUUAGAAAAUACAGAAAUUUUUUUCUUUAGAAAAGAUUUUUAAGUUGUAACAUGGGAGAUACAGAGGCCAGGUAUAUAUUUUUCAUGUUUAGCACUACUCUGAGUUUAAGAAAGCUGCUGUGAACAGUAAGCUCAUUGUACUUACCACCAUAAAAUGUGUUCAUUAACAAAGCAACCCCAUCCCUGAAAUGUUUACUUGGUGAACUGAAGUAGGUUUGAGUGUGCCAAACCCAAGUUAGAUGUAACCUGGGAACUAUGUGUAUAGCAACAUGCCAUAUGUUGUUCUUUGCCUUUACUUCUAGUAAAGUAUGUGUUGGCAACCAUGAUAUGGUGCAAGGAUUGGCAAACUUUUUCUGUAGAAGGCCAUAUAGUAAAUACCUUAACCUUAAGGCUACAUGUGCUUUUUGUCACUUUUUUUUUUUUUUACAACCUAUUAAAAAUGUAAAAAAUUAUUCUUAGCUCAUGGGCCAUUGAAAAACAGACUUGGCCAGAUUUAGCUUAUGGACCAGAGUUUGUGGACUGUUUUAACAGUGGUUAAAAGCAUGGACUCUGAAAGUGUACUUGCUAGGCUCAGGUCCCACACAGCACAUUAGCUGUGUGGCCUGGGACAAAUCCUUUAACAUUUGUUUCUCAUUUCUUUUUUGCAAAAUGAUGACACUGCCAUUACACUACUAACAUGGAGUUCUAGUAAGGACUAGGGAAGUUAAUAAAUACAAAGUACUAAAACACUGCAUACAGUGCUGCAAGUGUUAGCUAUUAUAUGACUUGCAGCAGAUUUGUUGGAGCUUUGCAGACUUUUGAUUACCUACUCCGCUGUUCUUCACUCUGUGCCAGUAGAAGAUUCAGGAAAUGAAUGAUGGUUGGUCUGACCUAAUUUUUUCCAGCUUAUUGAGGCAUAACUGACAAACAAAAUUGUAAAAUAUUUAAAAUGUAUAAUGUGAUGAUUUAAGACACUGUAAAAGGAUUCCCCCAUCAAGUUAAUUAACGUAAUUAUCACCUCACAAAUUUAUGCCACACCCCGCCUUUUUGGUGAGAACGUUUAUGUUCCACUCUCAGCAAAUUUCAGUUAUAUACUAUGCUGUUAUUAACUCUAGUUAACCAGUAAUACAUUAGAUCCUCAUGGUCUCACCUAAUUUUGAAAAACAUAUCCUGAUUAAUGAUUAAUUUGCAAUAAGCGUCUGACCCAGCUCUGGCCAGUGAGAAGAAACUCUGAAGAAUAUUCAGUGAAGUAUGGGAAAAUAGGAUUCUCCAGAGGCUAACAAAUAUUUGAUUUUUUUUUUAAAGCCCUUUGAUUAUCCUGGAUAUUUUUUAUGUCUGGAUGUGAUACCUGAUAGUAGUUUUUGAUCCUAAGGUAGUAUCUGAAGAUGGCAGAACACAAAGCUGGAAAGAGGUUGGGUCAGCAGUGUCUUUUGAGUAGGUGAAUCAACCAACCCUAGAGCUUCUUUAUAUGAGAAAAAUUUUUUCUAAUUAAACUAGUUGAGUUGGGAUUUUCUGAAAAUGGUUUAACAAACUUACCGGUGUACCUUUUUGAAGAGUUACUAAUUCAGAAAUACUAACAUUCAUUAGCUUCCAGAGAGGACAUGUUGUGAGAAACUGAUUCAGGGGUGGUAAAUCUCCAUAUAGUGAGCCUAACCAUUAGAAAAACCCAUUUGUUAUUACAUUAUAUGAAAUGAGUGUCUAAUUCAUUGAGCUUUCUUUGCAUCUAUAUGAGAAAAGCACUUAGUAGAAAAUCAUUAUCUCAUGUAUACCUUAUAUUUAAAAUAUGUGAAAUAAACAUUAAGUUAAAUUGAA